AUGAUAUAGAUCACAUAAAUACUCUUCAAAUUUCCUAUUCUUUUGUCAUUUCGUCUCUCACUCAAUAACUAAUAUUCAAACUUAAUUAUGGUAUUUAAAUUUACAAUUGACGAUGUCGUCAACAAGCACAUUCCUCCCAAUAGAUUAGACAGAUUACCUAAUAUUAUUGGAAGGUUCUUAGGUGCUCAUAAAACUACUCCAAAACAUGAUUAUUUGAUUUGGUUAGAAAUUUUCCUUGGAAGUUUCUGUGGUAUUGCUUUAAUUGAAGGUGUUUUUAAGAGUAAUACUGCAUUUACUGCUCAUAAUGCUCCACUUAUUAUUGCAAGUUAUGGAGCUUCUGCUAUACUUUGUUUUAAUGCUUCACAAGCUCCAUUGGCACAACCUAGAAAUGUCUUAAUUGGACAUUUUAUUUCUGCUUUAAUUGGAAUUUGCAUCCAAAAGCUUUUCCUGUUAAGUGAAAGAGGUAGAGAUAAUUAUUGGGCAAGUGGUGCUCUUAGUGUAGCAGUUGCAUCUGUUGCUAUGUCUAUUCUUAAUUGUGUUCAUCCACCUGCUGGAGCUUCUGCUCUUUUACCAUCUGCAGAUGAAUCAAUAAGAGCCAUGAGUUGGUGGUACUUGCCUGCUCAUCUUGUUUCUAGUGUAUUGAUUAUUUCUGUAGCUUUAAUUACUGGAAAUAUUAUAAGAAAGUAUCCUGUUUACUGGUGGACUCCUGCACCAGUUGGUAAAGCAAAAGUUGAACCAGAACCAGAACCUGCUCCUGCUCCUGCUUCAGCUCCAGUUCCAUCAGAGGAAGAAAAUAAAUUAUCUUCAAGCGCAAAAGCUGAAUCAAUUUCAUCAUCAGAAGAUGUAAAGGAAGGUAUUACAUCCGUACCAGGAUUGAAAUACAUUCAAAUAUCUGGUACUGAAACCUUAGUUCCAGCCGACUAUGAUUUGGAUGAACUUACUACUGAAUGGUUAAAUGAAAUGAGGAAUAAAUUGCAAUCAUUAAUUCCCAAAAAUGAUAGUCCAGUUUAAUCAAAUAUCUUAUGACUAUUUUAAUGACAUUUACGAGAUUUGUUUCAUUAUGAAUGAUAUCAAAUGCUCUAUUAAUUAUAUAGCUAAGUUUUAUUGACUAGCUAUUCGCUUUGCGUAUUAUCAGCUAGCUCAGUUUAACUUAGCGAUGUACAUUUACUUUGGAUGAAGUUUUUUUAUUUGUAUUGACAAUGCUAAUCAAUGUUUUCAACUAAGGUUGUUACUUUAAAUGCUACUAAUGCUUUUUAUAUUUAUUACUAUAAAAUUUUGGUUAAAAAUCAAACAAAAUCAAUCAAUCAAUUAAUUAAAUAAUAUAUUUUUAUAGUGUAUCGUGAUCCUAUUUACAUGGUCAUAAUAAUCAUUAUCAAUCGUUACUGAAUUAAUGUUUAUAAAUUUCAUCCAAAGGUACAAUUCC
Scheffersomyces amazonensis is the source of this 1423-nucleotide messenger RNA. RefSeq lists its product as uncharacterized. The transcript has a single exon. Lineage: Eukaryota; Fungi; Ascomycota; Pichiomycetes; Serinales; Debaryomycetaceae. The coding region runs from base 88 to 1011 and encodes 307 amino acids. The record is from RefSeq and is a predicted model, not a curated record.